Molecule: messenger RNA, 312 nt
Organism: Penicillium concentricum
Lineage: Eukaryota; Fungi; Ascomycota; Eurotiomycetes; Eurotiales; Aspergillaceae
Product: DUF2406 domain-containing protein
Exons: 3
Coding region: 1-312 (103 amino acids)
Source: RefSeq, a predicted model, not a curated record
AUGCCGUCCUCAUUGGCUUCCAGCGAGCGCUCUGGCUCGGUCAAGUCGCACCACAGUCCCAAGACUUCUCUUCAAACCAAGGCCGACCCCAACAUGGCCCUACACGAACAAGAACCUACCGCUGUGAACCUCCAACCUGGCUCUAGGGACACAUUCUCACUCCGAAGCAUCCAGCACAAGGACCGGGAAGGAAAGCUCAUCACCGAUCCCGAUCUCUCCAACCCCACACGCAGCCGCCUUGAGCGCCCGCUCGAUACUAUCCGAUCGUUUGAUGCAGCCAUCGACGCACAUCGCAAACAGCAACGGAUGUGA